Oncorhynchus tshawytscha (Chinook salmon) is the source of this 2475-nucleotide messenger RNA. Its product is annotated as calcineurin subunit B type 1. Lineage: Eukaryota; Metazoa; Chordata; Actinopteri; Salmoniformes; Salmonidae. The transcript is spliced from 6 exons. Bases 223 to 735 code for a protein of 170 amino acids. The record is from RefSeq and is a predicted model, not a curated record. Gene Ontology annotation, molecular function: calcium-dependent protein serine/threonine phosphatase regulator activity; calcium ion binding.
CACAUCUCUUGUCCCUCCUCGGCGAUACUGACCCCGCCCUAUGGGUCUCCCUGUGCCACUGCAGUGAAACCGACGUUAAAAAGAGAGGAGUUGAGUCAAAAAACAAGAACCUGAAUAUCACUAGCACCGUGUUUUUGUAAUAGCGAGACCCCCUUUUUAUAUCGUUUUUUCUCCCGGAGUCCUCAUUUCCUGGUCAACCUAUUUCAUCAUCCAACCGGCAAGAUGGGAAAUGAGGCAAGUUACCCCCUGGAAAUGUGCUCGCAUUUCGAUGCUGAUGAGAUUAAGCGUCUGGGAAAGAGGUUUAAGAAACUGGACCUAGAUAACUCUGGAUCCCUUAGCGUGGAGGAGUUCAUGUCCCUCCCUGAACUCCAGCAGAACCCGCUGGUCCAGAGGGUCAUCGACAUCUUCGACACCGAUGGAAACGGAGAGGUGGAUUUCAAGGAAUUCAUCGAGGGAGUCUCACAGUUCAGUGUCAAGGGGGACAAGGAGUCAAAGCUUCGGUUUGCCUUCCGGAUCUACGACAUGGACAAGGAUGGCUACAUCUCCAACGGAGAGCUCUUCCAGGUGCUGAAGAUGAUGGUAGGAAACAACCUGAAGGACACCCAGCUGCAGCAGAUUGUGGACAAGACCAUCAUCAACGCAGACAAGGACGGAGAUGGCAGGAUAUCCUUCGAAGAGUUCUGCUUAGUGGUGGGUGGCCUUGACAUACACAAAAAGAUGGUGGUGGACGUGUGAGCCCGUCCCUCCGCUCCUCUCCCCCCCCUCGCUUUCUUCUCCGUCUGUCUCUGAAGAUCUGCUCAAGACAUCUGACAAACGCUCUCUGUGUAUUUCAAUGGAAGUAUUCUCUCUCUCCUUGAAGCCACUUUUUUUCUUAAGAAAGCACGAGCCUCGCGAAGCCAACUGUGUUGUUGAACUCCUCUCAAUAACGCGAAGAAAGACAGAUAUUCUUGUUUGGAAAGAACAUCCCAGUUCAAUGGAGGAGGGAGGGGGAGAAAUGUUUGCUUGUUUAUAUUUAGUUCAUUUUUUUCUUUGUUAUUUAAAUUUAUUUUAUUUUAUUUUCGUUCUGGUCUCUUUUUUUUUAAAAUACACAAAUACUCAUGUAUAUCUAUAAUGGCUCUCUCGUGGUUAAAUGUGACGUUAUCUGAGGUGUUACAUUAAAUAAAUAAUACUUGAUUUCAGUUACAAUUGAAAAAAGUAGGGUGUGAAGUGCCAACCAGGACAUACCCAGAAACCAGCUGAUAUUGUUAUUACUAUGAACUAUCCACGUCGCUGUCGGUGAUGGAUGACUAGUGUGUGAUACGUCAAGCGUUCCCUACGUCAUCACAUGAUGGCUAGAUGCACAUUUUAUUUUCACAAAUAAACAGCCAUUUCUUUUGUUCCAUUUCCAUCCUCUUGAGCAAGUUGUGAUUAGAUUAGUUAAAAUUCCAAUCAUGAAACAUACAAUAUAAUGUUAUUGUAACAUGAGUGCUUUAUUUAUAGUUACUUAUAUUGUCGGAAAUUAUUAUUCUGUUUCUUGUCAGACUUUCUGGAAGAAAAAAACAACGAAAUGUCAAGUAGAGAUACAUGCCAAGAAAAUGUUUUUGUCAUUUAUUGACUUUGAUGACAUGUUUUUACGUUGAACAGUCUGUAUCGGUCUACAUAACAGUCACCCAAUCCAAAGUCACAGGUAGUCAGUCUGGCAGUUAGAGGUUCGCCAGCAUCCAGAGGGUUGCCAGUUUGAAACCCGAGGUCUGAUGGGAAAAAUCGUUUGGGAAGUGAACAGGCAACGAGAUGGUUGUUGGUAUCACAUCCUAGAUGCCAUUGCCUGCCGUUGUGAUCUUGAGCAAGGCACUUAACCCCGUACAGCAACUGCUCCACGGGCUCGGUGGUAAGGCUGCUCCAACCUGUGUGUGUGUGUGUCUUUCGGAGGGUUUUGGAAUAGUCACGUUUCAGUUGCACCUUGAAUAAAGUGGCCUAGAGCGCAUCACUCAAGUUGAAGAAUCUCUCUUCAAGUCAUGGAGCGCAUCUAUGAAAAUCUAUUGUAUUACAUUUUGAACUGAAGUUUGGAGGAAUAUCCUGAGCCUAAUGACAUCGAGAUGGAAAAAAAUUCUCGACAUAGAUUGUAAAUGUCAGUGUGUUUUUGAGACAACAUGUAAGGGAUAAUCAACAAGAUACGUUCUAUGGACAAUAAUGCACGACGUGGAAGGUGUGUUCCACGCCGCGCCAGCGGAGCGAAACUAACCUUCCACUGAAUUGCACUAUUUUCCAGAGAGCCUGAGUUGAUUAUUCCUUUUAUACCACAGCUAUAAAUUAAACACGUUUGCCGCUAGAAAUGUGUUCAUUUGCAAAGUAGAUAGAAAGUUGCCACGGGAACCAAACAAACAGACUUGCUAGUUUAGUUAUUAAGCAAACCAUCGGUCCAAGCUUGCUAUAAUGAAAAUCUAAUUCAACAAUGCCGUUUUUCAAAUAAACUUUUGUUUUUAAAAGCAGCUUAAA